This is a messenger RNA of Daucus carota subsp. sativus, 6925 nucleotides long. Its product is annotated as protein S40-7-like. The coding region runs from base 6176 to 6673 and encodes 165 amino acids. The record is from RefSeq and is a predicted model, not a curated record. Lineage: Eukaryota; Viridiplantae; Streptophyta; Magnoliopsida; Apiales; Apiaceae. The transcript has 6 exons.
CAUAUUUAUCAUUUUUAUACUCCUAUUAAAUCAUCUUUAACAUUUUAGUUUCUCUGCUGAAUAAUUUGGGAGGUCUUAUAAUUCUGAUCCCCCGAGGGCUUCUUGCCCACCCUCAGAAACGCAGAUUUCGUCUUCAUUUUUCCUCCCGUGAUAUAGGGCUGGGCUAAUAGAGUGAAAAAUUAGAACUAGUACCAUGGGGAAUAAAAUUGAGCAGGAUAACUAAGGCAGGUUUUACCUCUACGAUAGUGUUGAAUGUUGAGUAGGUUCAACCCCAGUCGUCGGAAAGAUGAAGAAGAUUUAUAUAUUAUUAUGACGUUUUUUGGGAGGAGCCCGAAAAUAAAUCUGUGCGGGCUUGACCACGGUUGAAAGUGGACAAUAUCAUAUUAAUGCUGAGUUAAAAGGGUGUUGCGCGACCCAACAUUGAAUUGGUACAGACUCUAAGUGGGAAUAGUAAGAUGUUAACAUUUUUAUUAUGCAAUGCCAAAUUGCAGAUUUGUAGUCCUUGUUUCUUGAAGUAAAUCAGGCAGCUAGAGUUGUAUAUAGAUUCUACGUGAACUGCAAUUGGAACUUGGGAUUUUUAGUUCUGAAAAAUAUAUUUUUUUCGAGAACCAGAAGAGCUUCUAACUGCCAGGCUGAAGGCUCCACCUCAAAGGGAUUUGGUCGAGAACCUCAGGUUUUAACAAGUAGACAAACACAAUUUUUGAGAAGACAAUGAAUGAGAGAGUUUUUGAGGCUAAGCUUAACGCUGAGGCGAAGGUUCUCAUAUUGAUGAUAUUUGGGAAAGGUGAAAAAAUCAUCUCAUGUUGCUUGUCUGGCCAAAUCAACAAAAAUAGAAGGAUCAAUUCACUUGAUGAGGUGAGAAGCGAGUUAUCAUUUAUAGGAACCAUAGCAAAGAGUGAUGAGUCCGUUCAGGUGUUUGAUAGAGCAGGCCUUGAAUUUAAGUAGAUGUUUGAGACAAAUGGUAUGGCAGAAACGACUUCCCCAAUAGUGAUGAUAAUUUAUUUAAGUGCCGUGAAAAGGAAUUGUUCUCUUCAUAUAAGAGAACAAUGUGUUCAGCUAUAUCCCACAGAGGUAAAACUCAAUCAAUUGAAGCGUUUUUAGUUACAUUAGACACGGAAUCAGAUCUCAUAAACAUCAGCGCAUUUAUUGGCAAGAAGUCAAGAACAAUGUGUUCAGCUAUAUCCCGCGGAGGUGAAAUUUCAACGGAACUCAUCUCAAUUGGGAUCAUUUGUCUUGCCAGGUUCAUGUUCUUAACAAAGUUUAUAUGAUGUAUUUUUGUCCUUUUUAAUUGGAAAGAUGUCUUCCACAACCAUGACAAAUUAUUAUUGUAUUUAUAUAAGGUGGAAUUGAUAUGCUUGAAUUUGAGGACUUAUUUAGUGAGGAGAAACAGGGAAUUCGAGCAAGCUAGAAAGUGAAGGCAUGGGAAAGAACAGAGACGAAUAGAAGCAGAGAAGGUGGCACGUGAAGCGGACAGAGUACGUGCAAGAGGGAACCGCGAAAGGAGAAUCAAAAUGUUGCAAGGAGUCAAAUAGCUGAAAGAGUUCAAAGGGCUUUGACAGCUCCGACAGAAAGGAUGGUGACUUGUCAUAUACUGAUGUUAUGCAUUAUUGAUUUAUUGCUGACGUGAAACUGAAAUCAAGGAAGGGGGCACUCUAGUUUACCCUGCAGGUAAUUCUCUCACUUACAAGAGGUUGCCGGAAAUUCUGCUGUUAAUCCUCAUCUUUACAAGUUGAUACCAUGUUCUGGGAGCUAUCAUUUACAUGAUAGAAAUAUGAGGUUUAUUUUAUUGAAUCUUUUUUUUUUUUUCAUUUAUUCUACACACACACAAUAAUUUACUAAUCCCAAUAAGUAUACGUUGUUAUGCUGGUAAUAUUGGUAAUAAUUGGUUUUUUUUAUAAGUUAUGUUAUUCAUCUGAACAUGUUUUUGGAGGUAAAAAGGUAUCUGAUUGCUAAGGAAGCCUUGCAGCAAAAACUUGGUCUGAAGAGCACUGAUCUUCCUCUGUAGGAACUAUGAUCUGCUUGAUUUAUCAGAAAGGAACCUACCUAAUAUAACAUUCCAUCUAUCCUACACUGGACCGCGGCCAACAGAAUACUCAUCAAUCCUUCAUCAUGUUAGAUCUUACUGACUAUUAUAAGUUGGAAAAUUUGAACAGUGCAAGCAUUGUUUUUUACUUCAUAGCAAAUUCCUGCAGUGUUGCUUGUAAGCCAUGUAACUUCUCGCCCCUGCAUGUUAUUUUGUCUAUAUAUGAUGUUAGAUUAUCUGUUUCCACCUUGUCCUGCCAAGGUCUUCAAGGCAACCAUUUGUAUCCCUUCAAUCCAAAUUGAUAUAUUACUAAUUAGCAAAUAAAAAUGACAAGCUAUUAUUAUCUAUGAGUGCAUAAUCUGUCAAGGCGUUCGUUGAGGCAUUCGUUGAGGCAUGUAACUGAUACAUACUACUUGUUAAUGACAAGGCACUUACCAUGAUGCAUUUUACACAUUAGAGCAAUGCUGAAUUGCUCUAAAUCCCCACACUGAUGAUAGGGAGUCAUUUGCAUUCUUUCCAUAACGACUGUGCAUUCCUGUGUCCAAUCUAGGGACAAGCCUCUCUCUCACUUGAUAUUUUCAUGUAGGAUUUAUGGUAUUUCACUUCGUAGAUUCGUAAUUUUCUGCCUACAGCUAAUGCAGUGAAGUUCUUGUACACUAUUCGUUGUAUGCAGGAGCAUAUUUUGUACUGCCCCCUUUGGAGUUCAAACUUUGUGAACCUGCUGGAUUCUCCGCAGUGAGAGAUUGUUUCGUAACCUGGAGGUGUGUUGUUUUUGGAUAACAGAGCUUUUAUUGCUUUUAUUGUUUGCAAGUGCAUGCAGAGAUCCCCUCUUUCAGGAAAAUGAGCAUGACUGUGGCCCAAAAAUUUACCCAUAUCUGCAAGCAUUUCACAAGGAAGCUGUUUUUAUAAGAAGCUAUUCAUUGUCAUCUCUGGCUCUUCUACAGACACAGCUACACUAGUAGGCUUCUCUUGUGACUGAUAUUGAUGAAAUUUGCUUUAUCGUGAAUGGCAUUGAGGUGACCAACAAUAAUAAUAGUGCAAGUCACAAUUUUUGAGAGAUGAGCUUGUGUGGUGGAAGUUGGGUGUUAAUUGGUGGGAUUUGGGGACCAUAUUUUUUUUGAUGGACAACCUGAGGAUCAAAAUUUAAAGACCCUACCCAUCUGUAACCUCAAAGAUUAAGAUUAAGGAAAGAAAAAAGAACUAUAGAAUGUUAAGAGUUAAUUUACUUAGAAAUUGAUUUUAACCAAAAAAUCUGAAUCUGAUUUGCAUUUUGGGUUCCAGACUCUCUGUGGUAUUAGAUACUAUGUAAUAUUCAUUGCAGGAACAAUGAACAGAAACAGGAGAUUUGGAAUAAUAAAAUUACAGUGAAACAAAAUAUUAAUCAGAUCACAGUUCAUUUUACUACAACAGAGAUCUGCUAUUACAGCAGUAAAUAUAUUUUUGUUACUUGUUAGGGGGUGGGGAACAUAGGUGGAAACCAUUGAGAAAAAGAAAGUUUUCAUUGAUAUGGGUGAAACUUGAAUACAAGCACACCAAAUGAUGUGUUUCAACCCUUUACUGAUAUGCAAGUGUUAUACUCCUUCUGUCCCAUUUUAUGUGAAUCAUUUUCCUUUUUGAAUGUACCAAAAGAAUGGACCUUUCAUUUUUAGCAUCUAUCAAGUUUAUUACAUCUACAUAUUUAUGCGGUUAAGAUUAAGUUAAACACUUAUUUUUUUAAAAACUGUGCUAGUCAAAGAAGCUCGUAUAAAUUGAGAUGAAGGGAGUAUUAUACUCCUAUCUAAAUACUUUCAGAAAAGCAGUAAAAAUGAAAAUUGGGCCAUACAAACAUUGAGGUGUCAACAUCCAUGUAAAGGCACUUGAUUAGUUAAUUUAAGUUGAGAAGACUCUUCUUCACCUUACUAUUAACUAGGACCUUCCCACAAAAAUAUUAGUCUUACAUACAUGCAUUACUAAUUCUACAUGUACAGAGGCCUUACCCUAUCACUCUUAUAGUCCCAUGCCGAUUAAUAACUCUGCACUGUUUGUACGUUCAUCUAUGUAUAUAGUAUGUACAGUAGCAUUUACAUGCAUAUUGAGGUGCAGUGAUAUUCUACACUACAACUGCAGCUCAAAUAAUCCCAUCAAGGCAUUAAAGAAUGUGAUGAUCACUGGUAUACUGUACAACUGUAGGAGUAGAUAAGAAUAAGAAGCAUAGCAAUUAAUUCACAAUUUAUAUCACAUUUUACCCUUCACUUAUUUUCAUGUCAUUUGUAAAGUUGUUAAACUCACCUUGUACAACACUGUAGCAUUAGAUGCUUAUCAAAUUUCACUGGAACAACUUAUGAUCGUAGAAAUCGGGAAUCAAAACUAAUUGGUUGACCUUCUAAUUCAGGAUUUAUUGGAUUCCCGAAUUAAUCGGUUGACCUUCGAAUUCAAGAUUUAUUGGAUAUUUUUUGAAUAAAUCGAGAAAAAUUUAGUUUAAUCAGAAUGUAAUCGGUAAAAUAUUUUUCAAGAAUUAAUCGGGAAAUUAAUCUAGGAUUUUUUAAGAGAUUAGUCAAAAUUGAUAAUGAAAUAAUAUAUUUCAAUAAUAAACUACCUCAUUGCUUGUGUAUGUGCUUUCAUUUUCUCUCUUUUUUCCCAUUUGGGUCAAAAAAAAACUUCAGAGUUGGAUAAGGAUUGUGAAAUAAGAUAGAUUGUUCUGACCAAUGGUUCAUCUCCACCUUUCCCGGUCAGAAACCAGCUUUUGUCAUAGUACUACUUACUCUGGUACUCUGAGGUCUCAGCCUGAUUACCAUUCAAAACUUACUUACAUAUGCAUAAAUGUGUGUAAAGAUGAUAAGAUUGAUCGAUAUGGAAACCUGUCAACUAACAGGCGAGGUUGGAUGAUCAAAGCUGGAAUCAACAAGUCAGAUUUUUUACUUCUACUUAUGGUAAAAUAUUUAGAAACAGUUGAGAAUGAGCUUACCGCCCGUUGCUAGUUUAACUUCCGUUACUAAUUGUACCACCCGUUACUCACUCGUUUAACUUCCGUUACUUUUUUAAAGUAACAAACCCCCUCAUAUGUCGUCUUCUGCUUUAUUUGUCGUUUAAGACAAUUUUUCCGCUACCUUUUGUCGUGUAAUGUUAAUUUUUACGUUACAAUUGCAAAUUUUGGCUGUUUAUCCUUUAUCAAUGGCGCAAAAAACGUGGGCGAAAAUUGGGACCCUAUAACCGUUUCUUUUAAUAUAACGCAUAUAUCAAUAGUAUAUAAUUCAAGAUUUCUUUUCUAUCUAUCAUUGAUAUGCAAAAACCAUCCUCUAUAUCUAGCAACAAAUUGAAGUCUUAGAGCUUGGUUUUCUGAGUUUUCCUGUUUUUUUUCCAUAUAAUCUGUUUGUCACCCCUUUCACAACACACAAACAGCAAAGCAACUCUGUAGCAGACACUUAAGAACCCUCAUUAAAAUCUAUUUCCCUUGUUUGGUAUUUUCUCUCUUUGGUUUAUAUAAUCAGUUUUGAAAAUUCACUCUUCUGUAGUUCUGUCUCAGAAAGUCGAACACCCUUGUCAAUUGUCAUGUCCUCUUUUUAUAUAAUUUAAAACUCUCUCUGUUAUGGUUGUUGUCUAUUUCUGCCCUGAAGCUGCUGGAAACUAGUUUUGGUGUUACUGAAAGAUUGUGACAGGUUUUCUGGCAAGGUUACUACUCAAACUGGACUGUUUACAGUGUGGUAACUUUUCCCUUGACCUUUAUUUUACUAUCUUAAAGAUCUCGUGUUUUGCUUCUCCCUCUGUUUGCUCUCAUUUCUUUACAAUGUUUUUUAUUGUUUGACAUUUUUUAAGGUGUAUGUAAAAUAUAGUUUCAUAACUUAAUUUAAAAUUUUCCAUUUUUUAUGAAUAUUUAAACAUUAAAUUUUUAUUCAAAAUAAAAAAAUAAUAUAAUUUAUGAAGUUACACUUUAUGGAACUCUUAGAAUGCGUGACAAACCUCCCGUCCCCAAGGUAAAUAAGUUAAGCAGUUAUUAAGUUAUUACUGUAUUUAUUUUAAGCCAAAAAGGGAAAAAAAAAACUAUUUACUGUACUUAUAUAUAGGCUCUACUUGUUGAAGCUGGGGAUCAGUUGGUUUCCUUUUUUCUUCUUUAGAAGUGUUGACAUUCAAAAGUUCACAUCUUAUAUUUUUUAGUACUUGAGCUAGGCAUCAACAAUGGCAGAUGAAAAAAAUGAGUUUCAAGAAGAGGAAAUGUGGAGUGUAGCUUCAAAGGGGAAGCAAAGGAAAGGAGCUUUCAGCUUUAAGAAAAAGAAAUCUUUGAUUUCUUCUUCUUCUACUUCUUGUUUAUCAACUGCAUGGCACUCACCUUUGCCUUCUACACCCAAAAUGAUGAUUCCAAAGGCUAAAAAUGUGGUAAAUGAAGGUGAUAAUCUAGCUGGUCAGCAAUACUCAGCCCCAAUGAAAAUACCAGGUCACUAUGGUGGUAAAGAUGCAAUGAAGAAUGGAAAUGAGUAUGAUGGUGAGAAUGAUGAUGAUGAUGAAGAAGAAGAUGGAGAGAUGAUACCUCCUCAUGAAUACAUAGCAAAGAAGAUGGAAAGGACAAGAAUUGCUUCACAUUCCAUGUGUGAAGGAGUUGGAAGGACUUUGAAAGGGAGAGAUCUUUGCAAUCUGAGAAAUGCAAUUUUGUCACAAACUGGCUUUCUUGAAAAAUGAUCAUCAUUUUCACCAGCCAAAGCUAAUGGUCAUGGGCAGUUGGGCACCCCUCUUUGUUCUAGUUUUUUUUUUACAUCUUGAUAUGGUAGAGGUUCUCUCUCAGUUACUUUGGGCAUUCUAAGAGCAUAGAUAGCUAUAGUAAAACUUAGUUGAUGGUGUGAUGCCCAAAUUUUUAAUCUGACAUGGGUUUUUUGUUAUGGAUUUCUCAAGUGACCUCUGCUACUAAUUGCUCAAACUUAGUAUAAAUCUACU